AUGGUCCUGUGUCGUAAUGAUCAUGAAUAUUUAUUGAAAUUUUUGUUGGUUGGUGAUUCGGACGUUGGUAAAAAUGAGAUAACCGAUCUGCUGUCGUCAUCAUCUAACACUACCGCAACAGACCAUGGUGUUAAUAAGAAAUUGCCAACUACAAGGGAAUCUGCUGUUUCUUCAGCAUUCUUUACACCCGUUGGCACGUCUUCGAAAACUACAACAAUUCUGCUCGAAGGAAGACGAGUUCGAUUGCAGCUAUGGGAUACGUCUGGGCAAGGCCGUUUCUCGACAAUAAUCCGAUCAUAUUCGCGUGGUGCACAGGGUAUCUUAUUGGUUUAUGAUAUCACCAAUCGUUGGUCUUUCGACGGAAUUCGUAGAUGGCUCGCUGAAAUUGAUGAGUAUGCACCUGGAAUACCAAGGAUUCUAGUGGGAAAUCGACUGCAUUUAGAGUUCAAUCGAGCUGUUUCGCGUGCCGAAGCUGAAACGUUUGCUCACAAACGAAAUAUGCAAUAUUUUGAGAUUUCGACCCUUGUUUAUUUUAAUGUUCAUGAAAGUUUAACGGAGCUAGCACGAUUGGUCAUUCAGCGAAACGGUAUGCAUUGGUUAUGGAGGACAAAUCAAGUAUCAAACUUACAAGACCUGUGCUGUCGUGCCGUUGUGGCUUGCGUAAAAAAUAUACACGCUAUUGAGCGUUUACCUCUACCAGCAUUUCUUAAAUUCAAGGUGCGUUCGUUUGCUCAAGGUGCAGAAGUGUGUAUGGGCUCGCUACAAAGAAGGCAUCAUACUCAUCAUGGUAAUCAGAGUGCCCAUAAUAAUAAUAAUAGUAACAAUAAUGUAGUGACGACGAAUCCAACUAAAAAUAAUCAUUAUUAUCAUGCAGUUCUAUCUGAUGUUACACCUCGGCCAAUUGCACGUUUCGUGCAAGCUUCUGCCGAUAUCAACAGACGACGUUUAUUGCGUAGUGGGAACUGUAAAUUAAUGUAA
Molecule: messenger RNA, 978 nt
Organism: Anisakis simplex (herring worm)
Lineage: Eukaryota; Metazoa; Nematoda; Chromadorea; Rhabditida; Anisakidae
Source: the annotation of a GenBank genome assembly